AAAAGGAGCCAGAAACUCAGCAAAUCCUUCAGUUGAGGGAGGACACACCGCACAGAGGUUUAUCUCCAUGGAGAAAGCCACUGACAAGCUAAACAAUGAAAAUGGAUCAACAGCUCCCAGAGUACCACAGGCUGGAAAGGACAGUCCUGUGCCCACUGCGGAAGGUGCUGCAGAAAUGAGCAGAGCAGAACUCCUAAUAGAAAACGCUGCAGACGUGAAGAGGCUGGAAUUCACUGAAGAAUGUAUUACAGAAAUGGAGACACCUUCAGGCACAGAGCGAGACAGUCCUGAUGCCUUUAAACCAGCAAUUUUGGAAAGAGACUGUCCAAAUUCAAAUCCUCUCAUUAUGCUAACAAACUCAAACUCUCCCGAAGUAUUCGGUUUUGAAAUGAACCACCAGCGUUCAACCACAACAUCUGUUGAUAUGGACUGCCUAGUCUGCUUCAACAAAUACAACAUCUACAGAGUACCAAAGCUCCUGGACUGCGGGCAUGCCUUCUGCGCAGUCUGCCUCAAGCUUAUCCUCAGCAAAGAAGAGAGUACCUGGAUAAUCACCUGCCCCCUGUGCAGAAAAGCUACUUUUGUGUCAGGAGGACUCAUCCGCACACUUCAAAAUAAAGAUGACGUCAUGGAACACUUGGAAAACCUUGAUUCAAAUCCUGAGGUACGUAUCUCUGCCAUAGGGCUGGACAGCAAUAGCUGGACUCAGACCAGCCAAGAUGCUUUACAUGGAGAGGAAAAUCUUCUGGUAGACAACAGACUAGCUGUCCAGAGACUCGUGCUGCUCCUGCUGCUCGUGGUGAUUCUCACUAUCCUCAUCCUCCCGUUUAUAUACUCUGGGCUGAUAAAAUGGGUAAUUUGUCUCAUGCUUACUUUGGGGUUGGUCAUGUCUAUGGUGCUUUGCUGCACUCCUAAGUUCUGCUGGAGGUGUAACAGGGACUCAUUCACCUCCUGCCAUAAGCAGACCCACAUCGCUGCUAUUGCCUGAAACAAUUAACGUGCACUGCCUAAAGACUGGUCCAGCCUGCAAAGCUGCAUGUUAGGCGUGCUAGUCAGUUACUGGACUUUGAAAGCAAUCAUUCACAUAGUAAAUUCAACAGGUGGCUAAGAUGGCUCAAUGGCAAUGCAAAGUGUUGUUAAAUUUCAUCACUGGAAGCAUAGUAAAAUAUUUGUAUGUUGAUAUUUAGGACAUAAAAAUUGUAGGGUUUCCACACAAUUUUUAUCCCAGACUAAUAAUUUUGCUGGUUUGCUUUUGUCAUUUUGUUCUUGUUCGUGCUAUCUCCUGAUUAGUACUGCAGAACAUUAUCUGAAACACCUCACAGAUGAUGUCCUGUGAAAAUCCCUUGCUGUAGUUGUGUUUCCCACUCUCUUAACGGAUGUACACCUUUUCUUGUGACAAUGUGGGGAAAUAAGACUGCUGAAUCAGGGACUGGACACCUAGCCUCAAUGGAAGAGAGUCGUUUUAACCCAGGUUAUCACUUUAAUCCCUAUCACUGCCGAAAUGGUUGCUGGGAGGGAUGGGAAAGGGACUGGGAAAAGGGCAUGUCAGUCAAUAGCAUUUUAAGUUACACACAAAAUUGGAGAGGAAGAGGCAAAAUCAACACUCCUAAUCUUGAGUCUGUGGCUUGCAAAGGGCAAGGCUCUCAAAAGCUCAUGACACUCCAAAUUCCCCAUGUUAUUUAGCACAGAAAUAGUUCCUCUCACCUGAACUCCUUUAUCUGGCUACCCGCACCGCCUCUCUUCUUGCCCUUUUUACAUAAAGUGUGACAUUGGCCUUGGAGAUGCCCACAGAGAUAAACAGAAAUCUGUCAGUUGCUAUGCUAUACCACAUGUGAUAUUUUUAUAUGGAAUGUGUCCAUUAAAGUUUA
Messenger RNA from Grus americana (Whooping crane), 1868 nucleotides. It is a transcript of the gene RNF186, whose product is annotated as ring finger protein 186. The record is from RefSeq and is a predicted model, not a curated record. Gene Ontology annotation, molecular function: ubiquitin protein ligase activity. Gene Ontology annotation, biological process: protein ubiquitination. NCBI's taxonomy places the organism in Eukaryota, Metazoa, Chordata, Aves, Gruiformes, Gruidae. The coding region runs from base 68 to 988 and encodes 306 amino acids. The transcript has a single exon.